AUGAGUCUCGCGGUCAAGUAUUGCAAGUUUCGCUCGUUCUACAAGGCCGUCGCCGGGACGGGGCUCCACACGCAGUGCGGUCGUUCGCGUUCGGGGGCGAAGGGUGCCCGACGCCCGGGCGUUUCCUCUCCGUCGUCACGACCCGCACGACUGCUGCACGCAGCCCUCGUUCUCGACAUUCCUGCGGGCUCGCGCUCGGUGUUUGUGCUGCUUCCCACUACUGCGCCGGUCGACCUUGCCGUGGCGCCACUCGCGGUGCUCCAAGCGGUCACGUACUCUCGCCCUCUCGUCGCACGACGCCGCACCCAUGGCGUACAGCCGGUCAGCUGCGCUUGUAUGACAUUGACGCUGCGCUCUUGGCCUUUUACGCCACCUACCGAUUUGCGCCGCCCGUCUAUAGCGACGUGUGGCCCCGCACACUGUCCAAGUCGCUUCCGCUCAACUUCAAACUCGUCUUUCGACAAGACGCCGACGUCCACGCCCCCGAUUGCGCUCGAGAGCUACCUCAAGAACGCGCGCAUGGCAACGACGGCCAAUGCGGCGGUGACGUCCGGUCGUGUCCGCAAGUGCUCGGCGCUGCAAGACAACGUCGAUUGGAUCGGGUUUGAUAUCGGGUCGGCGGCGGCGGUGGCGGCUGAGGAUUGUUGCAGCCUGUGUCGAAACAACUGGAGCUGCCAAGCCUAUGUGUGGAGCAACGUCAACGGCGGCACGUGCUGGUUCAAGUCGGCGCGCGGCGCAGCCCAGACAAAGCUCGGUGUCCGCUCGUCGCUCGUGCUCUUUUGA
Molecule: messenger RNA, 783 nt
Organism: Saprolegnia parasitica CBS 223.65
Lineage: Eukaryota; Oomycota; Saprolegniomycetes; Saprolegniales; Saprolegniaceae
Exons: 3
Coding region: 1-783 (260 amino acids)
Biological process (GO): proteolysis
Cellular component (GO): extracellular region
Molecular function (GO): protein binding
Source: RefSeq, a predicted model, not a curated record